CGCCAAACACAUUAGGAUGGAAUAGAUGCAGCCUUAUGUCCGCUGCACUCAACAUCACAACACACACACACGUGUGCUGCUGUCUGCUCACUCAACACUCACUCAAUUCAAUCUGCCAGACAUCAUCUCUUCCCUCUUUGAGAUACAGCAUACAGCCAAUGUUUGUAAACAACAAACAAUCACACAUAAAUAUUUCAUGGCUAGCAUACUGAUGUAAUACACAAGGCACACCUGCGCGUGGCGCUGUCAGCAAGCACGCGAACGGAACCACGUGACCCUACACACCAUAGAAGAAUGCGCACGAGGCCAUCGUCGUCUGCUUACAAGAAGUGGAAUUACUUCUGUAAGUCAUUAUGGAGUGUGAGACAACGAAAUAUCAGGAGAAUAUCGACUGAGGGACUUGCUACCGAGUGUGGUUUGUGAGACAGGAGCAUUAGGACACACCAGGCGGGUGUCUUCAGAGAUGCUGUUUGGAUGUUUACCCCCUGAAGGAGUGAAAUGACAUCACGGUGCAGCAUUAACAUGGAGCACACCAUCAGUACCACACCCAAAAUACAUCACAUGCACUCUCCAGCAUUCUAAAACCUCCUCAACACAAUCCUGCACGUCCAAGUGGCCGAAAUGAAAGCUUCUAAAUUAAGACACAGGAGAUAAUGAACAAGCAUUGUUGGCCUGCUGUAUUGCUGCCAUGGCAACAAGAAGCACCUCACCGUGCCGUCACCAGGGAGACCUCACCACCGUGAUGGAUGAGGGUUUGGAGGUAUCUGCAGGUUACCGCCGUUGGGGUGGGAGGAGUUUUCCGAAGCACCUGUCCUGCUAUUGUCGGGGUCAGAAGUUUAAGGUAAACCAAUCUCCUCCCGUGGGAAGCACAGGCCGGCUAUUUAAGGACUGCUUGAUAAUGAGGAGGCAUGGAUGGAAUCCUGCAGCUUGAUCUCCAUCAUCAUCAACACACAAGCACCCGGAUACUGGUUUUCUUCUUGCAUUUUUGGCGCCCUCUAUGGGUUGCUGUGAAAGACAUGCUAGCGUACAUGUCAUACAGAUCUAUUCAAGGUUGGUAACUGAAUUGUCUGCCUUUUGUGCAAACGGUUAAUAAAGGUUAACACUGGCGGGAACACUUUUGAUAAUUAAAACGCAACACUUAUGGUUUUUUGAUGAUAUUUUAGACCCAUCUCCUCUUGUUUCGGGGUAGAUGCAACCCCUCCUGCUGUGCCUCUUUCUCUCUGACCCAGCCUUGUGGUUAUUAAUAAACCUAAACAGAUUUGAGGUAGUCAUAGCCACACAUAGCUAGCUGCACACUGACUAGAAAAGAGAGAGAGAGAGAGAGAGAGAGACGGGUGAUAGGCUGGGUCUUUAUACCCUGUUUAUACCCCUCAGCCCCUCUUUUUACACCCCCCACAUUCUGCUUUGUCAUUUCUAAAGGAUUCAUCCACCAACAGAGGAGGUUUGCAGCUGCAAGGCAACAGGGUCAGCUGUUGUUGGAAUAAGCCAUGCUGGACCACUCCCAUGCCUGCCUCUCUUCAUCCCUCGAUGAUGGAUGGGAACAACAUAUGAAGCCAUCUUCAUUGCUUUUGGGAAGGCGCGCUGGUGGACCGCUGUAAUUAUAAUUCAAAUGCAGGACAAACAAGAGGACCAAGAUGACCUCAGUUAGCGUACCCCCCAGCUGGCUUGUUUCCUGGCUUCGAAAAUGGUAUGCAUUAUGAAGUAUACUUAAAAUCUAUAAAGGGCAGCAAUGGAUGACGACCAGAUGAAGCCUCUCUUCAUCGGCGAAGAAGAGACCAUUGAGGACCCGGAUGGACCUGACAUGGAUUCCAGAGAGGAGGGCAGCCAUUCUGCUUUUACUUUUGCGAGCCGUUCAUCUGUGUUCCUCAGGCCGUACUUACAGGAGAUGGAUGACUUACUAAGGAGCUGCGAGGACAUUACAGGCGUUUCUUACGAUUCUCACCUCUCUGGGGAGUCAGAAGCGAGUGAGAGGAAAGACAGCGAAUGGGAAACUCCAUAUUUUUCCACAAGCUGCUCCGUGGAUAAAACAGAACUGUCUCUGGGAGGCGUGGAUGUUCCUCACCAGGCAGACCUCCCUCUCACUUUGGCGGGGAGCCAAUUGAGCGACACCAUGGUGGAGUACGAGGGCCGGCUGCUGGGGAUGUUGGCCAUGCUGGAGAACUGCAUGGACUUUGAGGCCGAUACGAGUCAAGAGUAUGUACAUGUGAAGAAUGGUGGUGAAGCCACACUGGAAGGAAACCACUCACAGGAGCUUCCAUACAUCUGUGACGGUUCCACAGUGGAGAGGUCCGGUUUUGAGUUGGAUGUUCUUGACCAACAAUCAACGACAAUAGGUGGAACGUCUGAAGAAAAGAGAGUCCAUGACACAUCUCAAUCAUCGUUGAGGAUUGAUAGCGGGGAUUUGAGGUCUGGAGCGGAUGGAUUUGAGGCACUGAGGUCUCAAAUGGAGGAGUGCAUCCAGGAGGUACAGCACUUGGAGAACAGGAGAAAGGAAUUACUCUCAGAGGUUCUGGAGCUGAGAAAGCAGAAAGACCCAGAAGCAGAAGAAGAGAAACAAGAGGUCAUGGAGGAUGACGUUUUAAGCAAGGUGUUUGAGUUGAUGACAGUGCUUCAAAAGGAGGAGGAGGCCUGGAGAGAGGAGAGGAAGAGGGAGAUCGCUAGCUUGAGGUCCGAAAGAGCUGAGGAGGAGCGGCGAGUGUGGAAGCUCAACCUGGAGAUGCUGGAGAUGCACGACGAGCUCCGAAAGCUGAAGCGGCAGCUGUUUGCCAGGGCUAAGGAGAGUGCGCAUGCCCAGGCAGCUUUGAACAAGCAACGCCAUGAGAUGGAGUUCCAAAAGAGACAGGAGGAGAGUCUGCAGAAUCUGGUCCUCCAGAUGACAGAUGAGUGUGUACAGCUGAAGCUAGCCCACCAGCAACAUCUCUUGGACCUCCAAGCUGAGAUUCACAGGCACGGCGCCAACCCCACCUCCAAUAUAACACGGGAGGAGCUGUGCAAGAGGCACUCCCACGGGGAUAUACAGCAGUACCUGCAGGGCAGCCUGACAGCCUUAGAAAACAGGUAUGAGCCCAUGUUGCUGGCCUUGCUGAAGAGGAAAGAGACAACCACAAGUUCUUUUGCAAAGGCCAAAGAGCAGGUGCAGGACCUCAGGGCUCAGUUAAGACCCCUGAAGGAUGAGUUGCAAAAACUGGAGCUCCAGAGGACUUGCUUGGAGGAGAACCUCAAACUCACCCACAUACAGUGGAGAGAGGAUGCUGGGUACUAUGAGGAGACCAUCUGUCGUCUGGAGGAGAGCAGCAGGAACUUGAAGAUGGAGUUGACAAUACAGAAAAGAAAAAACAAAGAAGCAGCUGAGAUGAGAGAUCUCCUGUCUGAGCAGAUCCUCCUUUAUAGGUCUGAUUGUGGAGACAAGCACAAGUUGGAGCACAAAGAGGAAACAUGAAAAGUGUGGUGAUGGUCCUUUCAAUAGAGGCCAUAUAAUGCAAUUUACAUAAUUUGACAGUUUGUUUGAUUGUUCAUAUACAGUACACACACCAAUAUCUGACACAUUUGUAGGUUAAAUAAAAGGCAAAUAAAAGUACAUAUAAUGCAAUUUUUUCAUAUAUAUAUAUCUCUAUAUAUAUACAGACACAUAUAUAUACAUACACAUACAUAUAUAUAUAAUACACACACAUAUAUAUAUACAUACAUACACACACACACACACACACUUGGAGCGAGUGACCAGUUUGAUUAAUGAUUAAUAUCUGCUGAAGGAAUACAACCACAUGUAGCGCAAUUAAGUGCUUUUUAAUCAAAUAAAAUUCUUACAUAAUCGUUUG
Messenger RNA from Doryrhamphus excisus (bluestripe pipefish), 3818 nucleotides. NCBI's taxonomy places the organism in Eukaryota, Metazoa, Chordata, Actinopteri, Syngnathiformes, Syngnathidae. The record is from RefSeq and is a predicted model, not a curated record.